Messenger RNA from Rotaria socialis, 948 nucleotides. NCBI's taxonomy places the organism in Eukaryota, Metazoa, Rotifera, Eurotatoria, Philodinida, Philodinidae. The record is from the annotation of a GenBank genome assembly.
AUGACAAAUUUAGUGAUUGGUUGUUGUCGAACUCCAGCUACAUCAUCUCGUUAUUGUACACUACACGAUAGCAGAACAACAACUGAAACCUUGCAUCAAUCUGAAACACGUAUUCGUAGGAAAAACUUCCCGAGAAAAAAAUUCCAUCAACAUUAUAACAACUCAAAUAAAAAUGAUAAUCAUUUGAACGCAACUAGUUGUCGUACCUUGAAAGCUCGAUCUGAUGAAUACACAAAAGCUUGUACCAGAUCAUUUGGUAUAAUUGCAAUUGUAACCAACUGUCGCAUAAUUACGUCAUUCAGUGAGUUAUACAGAUCCGAAACAUUGAGAGAAAUUAUUAAUCUGUUCGCUGUUACUAUACGUGUUGCUGGUAAAUUAGCACCAACAGUAGUUUAUGAUGAUGGAUGUCAUCUAGUGAAAUACGUCAAAAAUCAUAUUGGCAGAGAUCUUGCGAAGACUUCUGAAAUGGAACUUCUUGCUUCAACUCCGAUCAGCGUCGAUCGUAGUCAUUUUCGCAAUCAUGUUGGAGACUUUUGCCGUAAAAAUAUGAAUCCAGACAAGAAUCCAUUAUUGAAUGAUGUGAAUACGCAAGCAGCCGAACAAACCUUCUCGUGGUUAAAGCAAUAUGCUAGCAUUAUGAGUAACAUGGGUUAUCUACGUGCUCCACUAUUCAUGCUUACCUUAUUUAAUUUAAAAAAUUUAUCAACUAUCCAAAAAUCACCAUCUUCCGUAUUUGAUGUUGCUUAUGUCUGUCCCGAAGUCGAUCUUGUUUCAUUAUGCCAUCUUGAACACACACAGCGAUCGUCUACAACAGCCCAAGACAAACCACUCGAUGCAGAACCUAUCCCAACUUGUACGUCAAAUCCUAAAACCGAUGAUAUGCCCAAGGGAACUACAGAUUUGGAUGCCAAACUAUUCUCCAUUUUGAAUAAAAAUAACACUGCCUGA